AGAUGUGGCGCUACAGACUCGGAUCAACAACUUUACAACGCGGCUAGAGGCAGCGGUAUUGCCGCAGAUUAUAUCCCCGCAGCCAUCGCAAGAAAUCAAGAUCGACGAAUGGCAAAUACCUGAGAACAUCAUGUUAGCCGAUCCAUCAUUCAAUCGUCCUGACAAAAUUGAUAUAUUGUUGGGGGCGGAAUUCUACCACCAACUGAUGGCAGCAGGGCAAAUCAAACUGUCAGAUGACCUACCCAUUCUGCAAAAUACAGUGCUGGGAUGGAUCAUCGCGGGAAAAGUUGGUGGCAACUACAUCUCAAAUGCAAUAUGUGGAAUCUGUACCAACGAUGACAUCAACUUAGAUGCAGCCAUUGCUCGAUUAUGGGAACUUGAGGAUGUUGCAACUGUAAGAAAACAACAUUCCGUAGCAGAAAAACAGUGCGAAGCUCAUUUCGCACAACAUAUACUCAUCAAUGAAAAUGGGAGAUUCAUGGUAAGGCUACCAUUCCAUGAAAAUCCGGAGGCCUUAGGGGAAUCCUAUGCGAUGGCGUAG
This is a messenger RNA of Rhagoletis zephyria (snowberry fruit fly), 541 nucleotides long. RefSeq lists its product as uncharacterized. NCBI's taxonomy places the organism in Eukaryota, Metazoa, Arthropoda, Insecta, Diptera, Tephritidae. The record is from RefSeq and is a predicted model, not a curated record.